Messenger RNA from Peronospora farinosa, 1602 nucleotides. The record is from the annotation of a GenBank genome assembly. NCBI's taxonomy places the organism in Eukaryota, Oomycota, Peronosporomycetes, Peronosporales, Peronosporaceae.
AUGGGGAAUCAAGUGACACUGCAUAGCGCCUGUGAACGUGGAGACCUAACGGAGGUGCAUCGGAUACUAAAGACAGUAACGACCGAGGAGCUGGAGGCGACGGACGAAAGCGGCCGCACACCUCUGCUACUUGCAGUCGCCAGCUUGAAGCAUUUGUACGUGUAUCAGGAGCUGGAGAAAGAUUUCGACGGUUUUUACGGCUUUGCAGACAGCGAAGAGGCAGAUACGACCUUCGUUUCUCCAACAAAGGAGGAGCAAGAGCAUGAAAAAGAGCAAGAACAAGUAAGUGCAGAGAGCAGCACUAGCGAGACCGUAGUGAAUGAAGACGCGGAGCUGGAGUUUCUUCCCAAGGAAAUCGAGAUCCUGCAUCUGCUGCUACAACACCGUGUCAAUGUGGACCACAAGGACGAGAAUGGAUGGACAGCGCUGCAUUACGCAUGCUUUGUUCAGAAUGCCGUGGCCAUCAAGAUGCUGAUCCACGCGGGUGCACGACCAAUGAGAGAAAGUUACGGGUUGCUGCCGCAGGAUUUACUGCAAAGGGGGCACAUGUCGGAGUGGGUGGUUCAAGCUCAAGAACUGAAAGAGUCGUUGGAUCAAAUUGUGGACGAUAGUGGUUACAUGAUAAAGCUGCUGGCAUUUCGACCUAGCGGGAUUGUACAAUUGGACAUGGGUGGACAGGUUGAGAAGGGGUCCUUUGUUACAUUAGAGUACGACGUGCCAGAGACACAUUCUGUAAAGGAUUAUAUUCAGGUGCUCAUUUCAAAGGAAGAUUCGACAGCGAUCGAAACGGGACCUUUUCAUUAUGUGCCAGAGGGUGGGCACGGACAGUUGACAAUCAGUACGAAGGACAUCCCGUCAGCUUGUACAGUUCGCUUCGUGUACGUGAAGAGCGACAUUAACAGGAUGUCUAGAGAGGUGAUGGCCAGCGGUUGCAACGCAGUGGUACAGGCUUCAGUUGGUGAGAUCUUUCAGUACGAGUUAUUUUUGUACGAGCGUGUGGUGGAGGUGGAGAGCAUUUCAGAAUUCGAGUUUAUUGAUCAACCUUCGAUUGUACUAAAACGUAUCGGCAUCGUCAGCGGGGAGGAAAUCGAGUGGGCCGCCAUCCUACCUGACAAUCACAUCGUUGCAGUGAACGAUAUUCGGAUCGACGCGAUGGAUUUUGCAGAGGCCGUGCGCGUAUUGCAGGAGAAUAAUGGCAGGCAAUGCACAAAAUUACUUAUGCAGAACUACUCGGCAUGCGGUGACUUCAUCCCGGAGAAAAUACUUGGCGUGGGUGUCGUUGGAAAAUACACAUGCUUGUAUCCGGUAGACGAAGGCAAAGAAGUUGAGGGUGGUGAGCAGAAAUAUGAGGCAUGGAUGCAUGAAGAGACAACACGGGAGUAUUCGCCGUCUUCGGUAUCGUUACAAGUGCCUCAAGCUGAGGCACGUGUAUUAGUAAGCAAGCUGACUGUCGACGAUGACGAUGACCCUGCCGCGAUGGACAGAAUGGAGAAAUGUUCUUCUUCUUCUUCAACCAUAGAAACGGUUGUACCACUGCACAACUCGCUGCAGCUCGUGGCCCAACUACGACAUGGAAUAUUAAUCAGCCACGCCAACAGAUAA